AGUUUGUAUUGGUUGUCUAGUGCCAAUCGAGAAGUUUUCAAACAAAGUUCCAAAACUGCAAUUGUGGUCCUCUUGUUUUAGUGAGAAAUUUCUUGAACAACAUAGAAGAUGAUGAAGAAUCUGGGAAGUGCAUUCAAAACAAUUGAUGCUUAUCCAAAAACACUAGAAGAUUUUACAAUAAAAACAGCAACUGGAGCUAUCGUUACUGUUUUCAGCAGUUUGAUUAUGGUUUUCCUAUUUGUCAUCGAGUUUCAAGACUUUCUAUCAGUUAGUGUUUUAGAACAAUUGUAUGUGGAUACUACACGGAUUCCAAACAUGAAGAUAAAUUUUGAUGUGACAUUUCCUAAAAUUUCUUGUUCAUAUUUGAGUGUGGACGCCGUAGAUUCAUCUGGUGAACAGCAGCUUGGAGUUGAGCACAAUAUUUUCAAACAACGACUCAGUUUGUCAGGAGAGGCAUUACAAGCUGCUGAAUUAGAAUCUAUUAAUAAAAGUCAUAACCAAACACACACAACCACAGAGGAUACCGCCUUAAAACCCUGUAAUAGCUGUUAUGGAGCAAAAGAAGGAUGUUGUGAUACAUGUGCUGAAGUUCGAGAGGCCUACAGGCAAAAAAAUUGGGCUUUUCGGCCGGACGAGUUCGAGCAAUGCCGAAACGAGAAAAAUUUGACUAGGGAUGACUCCGUUUUUAAAGAGGGCUGCCAAAUUUAUGGAUAUCUAGAAGUCAACAGAGUCAGUGGUUCAUUUCAUAUUGCUCCUGGAAAAAGUUUUGCUAUCAAUCAUGUUCAUGUACAUGAUGUGCAGCCUUAUUCAUCUGAAGAUUUUAAUGUAACACAUCACAUUAAUUCACUAUCAUUUGGAUCUUCCCUAUUGGGGAAAGCCAAUCCUCUUGAUGGUUUCCUCACAGCUGCAGAUAAAGGAGCCAUGAUGUUUCAAUAUUACAUCAAAGUUGUGCCUACUUGGUACGUGAAACUCGAUGGAGAAGAAUUUCACACGAACCAGUAUUCAGUUACCCGCCACCAAAAGGUUGUUUCGUCGUAUGGGGGUGAAAACGGAGUCCCCGGCGUGUUUUUUACUUACGAAAUGAGCCCUCUGCAAAUUUCGUACAAAGAAAGUAAAAGAUCGAUUGGCCAUUUCGCCACGGACGUAUGUACAAUUAUUGGAGGGGUGUUCACUGUGGCUGGAAUAAUUGAUUCGCUGCUUUACCGAUCAUCAAAAAUUUUGCAACAAAAACUGCAACUUGGAAAAGCUACGUGAAUAAAGUGUGUUAUCCCGACAAA
Molecule: messenger RNA, 1277 nt
Organism: Daphnia carinata
Lineage: Eukaryota; Metazoa; Arthropoda; Branchiopoda; Diplostraca; Daphniidae
Product: endoplasmic reticulum-Golgi intermediate compartment protein 3-like
Exons: 10
Coding region: 109-1254 (381 amino acids)
Biological process (GO): endoplasmic reticulum to Golgi vesicle-mediated transport; retrograde vesicle-mediated transport, Golgi to endoplasmic reticulum
Cellular component (GO): Golgi membrane; endoplasmic reticulum; COPII-coated ER to Golgi transport vesicle
Source: RefSeq, a predicted model, not a curated record